Messenger RNA from Myxocyprinus asiaticus (Chinese sucker), 1671 nucleotides. Its product is annotated as solute carrier family 22 member 2-like. Bases 380 to 883 code for a protein of 167 amino acids. The record is from RefSeq and is a predicted model, not a curated record. Lineage: Eukaryota; Metazoa; Chordata; Actinopteri; Cypriniformes; Catostomidae. The transcript is spliced from 3 exons.
UUUAGGUCCUCCACUGCCACGUGUACUACACUGUGACCAUAGCAACUUUUGAUGACAUCUUGGAGGAAGCUGGCAAGUUUGGUCUGUGCCAGAUGCAAAUUGUGUUUUCUGUUUUGUCUCCAUGCCUUUCGUGUUUGUCUACGUGGGGAUUGUGUUGGUGCCGUGACCCGGGUGUUAGUGAGAUUCGUGGGCGUUGUGGCUGGGGUCUUCAAGACACAUGCAUCAUAACUGUACCCCUGGUGAACAGUUCUGUUGGUGUAGUGCACAGUAAGUGUGAGAGAUGCAACAGACUGGAACGCAACUAGUCUUACCUGUGAAAAUAACGAAAGCAACCUCAGCCAGGCCCAGUGCUCUGUGUUGCCUUUGACAGCUUGUACGGAUGGUUGGGAGUAUGAAUAUUAAGGGAGACAGUCUUUCGUCACUGAGAUUUGGUAGAAUGAAGACUUUCCUAAUGACAAACAUCAUUGCAGUAACGGGAAUUCUGGUUGCCACAUCCUCUGAUUACACUGCCCUGCUGGUGUUCAGAGCUCUGUUUGGCUUUGGAGUGAAGGGUGGAUGGAUGGUUGGAUAUGUGCUAUGUGCUUUUGCAUUUGUGGCUGGUGGACUAGUUCUGCUGUUACCUAAAACCAAAGGUGUCCCUCUUCCAGAUACUGCUGAUGACACUGAAUGUCCAAACAGGCGAGGUAUUUUCCUUGCACAUACACCCACUGGACACUUUAUUAGGAAUGCCUGUACAUCUACUUAUUCAUGCGAUUAUCUAAUCAGCCAAUCGUGUGGCAGCAGGGCAAUGCAUAAAAUCAUUAUGGGUCAGGAGCUCUGGUUAAUGUUCACAACAUCAGAAUGUGGAAAAAAUGUGAUCUCUGUGAUUUCAACCGUCGCAUGAUUGUUGCACAAUAGUCUUUAGAAUUUAUUCAGAAUGAUGGCAAAAACAUCCAGUGAGCAGCAGUUCUGUGGACAGAAACACCUUGUUGAUGAGGUAGGUCAAAGGAGAAUGGCCAGACUGGUUCGAGCUGACAGAAAGGCUACGGUUACCACAAAUAUAGUAAGCAGAAUAGCAUAUCAGAAUGCACAACAUGUCAAACCUUGAGGCAGGUGGGCCACAACAGCAGAAGACCACGUCGGGCACAUUAUUAGGACAGUAGUGUUCCUAAUAUAGUGCUCAGUGAGUGUAUUCACCAUGGUAAUAUUUGUCCCUUUUUUUUUUAACCCACAGAAACAAAGAAAAACAUCUGAAGAGCAAACAACUUGAAAAUUUGCUCCCUACUGAUGUGACAUGAAACAAAGAAGUUACAAAUGGCUGAUUUUCACAGAUUUUGACAUAAGACAGAACACCAGCAUCCAUCUGUUUUCAUUGGAGGAUGUAAUCUAAAUAUCUAUAGUGGAAUAAAUUUGUCAUUUUCAAUAUUUCAACAUAGUUAAAACAAUUUGAAAAAUAUGUAUCUUUAAGUUGAACAUUUUAUAUUUUUGUGUUAAUUUUUUAAAUAAUAGCUCUCCAUGAAAAUAUCAGUUUUAAAAUGUUGCUCAAUUAUCCAUCACUUACUGUGGUUUAAACUUUAGUGCUUGAAUGACAUAUCACACUGUUUAUAAAUAAAACUGUAAAUGUAACAACAAAAUUGUUGGAAGGUUUGUAUGGUAAGAUACAAAUAAAGAGACUUUUAUUUUUUUAACCUC